This is a messenger RNA of Pseudomyrmex gracilis, 736 nucleotides long. It is a transcript of the gene RpS11, whose product is annotated as 40S ribosomal protein S11. Bases 98 to 565 code for a protein of 155 amino acids. Lineage: Eukaryota; Metazoa; Arthropoda; Insecta; Hymenoptera; Formicidae. The record is from RefSeq and is a predicted model, not a curated record. Gene Ontology annotation, biological process: translation. Gene Ontology annotation, cellular component: cytosolic small ribosomal subunit; ribosome. Gene Ontology annotation, molecular function: structural constituent of ribosome. The transcript has 5 exons.
GACUCGCGUAACUUAUUGGUGGCAUCACUGCUAGCAACGCUUUUCCGCAUUUUCUGAGCGCGUUGGUCUUUCUAUUCUGUUCUCUCCGUUGAUCAAGAUGGCUGAUCAGACCGAGCGUGCUUUCCAAAAGCAACCGACGAUCUUUCUUAAUCGUAAGAAAGGUCUGGGCCCGAAGCGCAGGAAGCCUAUGAGAUACAGCCGUAAUGUCGGACUUGGUUUCAAGACGCCCCGCGAAGCUCUCGAAGGAACCUACAUUGAUAAGAAAUGUCCCUUCACGGGCAACGUCUCAAUUAGAGGACGUAUUCUCACUGGUGUUGUACAAAAAAUGAAGAUGCAACGUACUAUAGUUAUACGCAGGGAUUAUCUGCAUUAUAUUAGAAAGUACAAUCGAUUUGAGAAGCGUCAUCGUAACAUGAGUGUCCAUCUCAGCCCUUGCUUUAGGGACGUAGAGAUUGGUGAUGUAGUCACUAUUGGAGAAUGCAGACCUUUGAGCAAAACUGUGAGAUUUAAUGUAUUGAAGGUUUCAAAGGGAACAGGAUCAAAGAAAAGUUUCAAGAAGUUCUGAAUCUACUUUCGUGGCAAUGGUUUAUUUGUUAAAAUUUGACAAAUGUUAAGGUAAGAAAAACUUGUGAAAGCUUACAAGUCAUGUAACUGUAAAAAAAGUGGUACGGUUAUGUGUGUUGUAACUUUCACAUUCUGUGAAAAUGAAGGAAAUAAAGUACUUUCUGUAAAACUA